UGCUUGGUGUCACGUGUGUGCGUUGUAUUGUUGCAUUGUGUGAGUUACUUCUGCUGCAGGAAGCUGCUGUGUUACAAAACAAAGACUGAGGAGAUACAGCAACAUGAAGUCCCUGGGGUGUUUGCCUCUCCUUGCUGUGAUCUGCGCCCUGUCCGCCCAUGGGGCCAGAGCCAGGUUGACUAUCUCUGGGCCACAGUAUCCAGUACAAGAGGGAGAUGACGUGGUCCUGGAAUGUCUUUCAGACAGUGACACCGAUAUGGGGAACUAUACGUUUCAGAAAUACAGCACAUGGAUGGGGUCUUGGGUUCAACUGGACGCCAUUCGGUAUCUGCGAUGCUGGUUCUUCAACGUCAACAUUUCUCGCACCGAUGGACGACUGCUCAUGCAACUCAACGAUAUCUCCGAUUACCAGAAAGGGCCGUACCGCUGUGUGUCAAGCGGGAACCAGACCAGCGACUACGAGGCGUCAGACAAUGUCACCGUCUCUGUCAUCUAUUUGCAGGAUAUUUACAUCCAGAGUGGCCACUCCUGGCGCUACACUGUCUCUGAUUACUUGUGGGUGGAAGAAGGUUCCACAAUGGAAGUGACAUGUGUGUCCUAUUCCUCAGAGGAGCCGUAUUACUCGUGGAGCCAAGAGGACAGUGACUGGAUUUUACCCUCUGACACCCUCCUCAUCAAAAAUGUGAACAAAGCUCACGAAGGGAUCUACAUCUGCCAGGCCCGGCACCCCCAAAUGUACAGUCUGGUGAAGACCAAGUCCUUCCAGCUCAUGGUGAUGGAGAGAGGAACACAGCCAGUCAGAGAAGCAGUUUUCUCGGCCGACGUACCAGAUUUUCUACUGUACAUAACUAUUCCUGCUGUGCUGCUGGCAACCCUCGUCUUCUUCAUCUUCUUCAUCAUCUUUCGUCACCGCAGGCAGCAACUCAGGAAGCCGCAGAUCAGCCUAGUGGAUGGUGAGAAGAGGUCCCCCAUAUACAGAGGGAGCCUCCAGUCUGUGCGCAGCACCACCUCGGACACGCAGCCCUUGGUCAUGUGAUUGGAGGGAGCAGGACCGCCUGGGACAUGUCGUCUUCCCUGCUUCAACUUCACAGCGUGUUCCCAACCAAAUAAAGCCUACUGCUUUCCUCUAUGUGCCUCGUCUGAAUCCGGUGGAGGGAAUUCAAGGGACGGAAAAGAGAAAUAUGUUUGUGUGAUGUUAUUAAUCGAUUCAGGGUUUAAAAAAAAAAAAAAAAUCUUACUGUAGUACAUGGUGAUUUAAGACUUUAAUCAAACUUCUUUUAUGGCAAACCUGAUCGCUGUGACACUGCUUACUCUGCAAUGCCUACUUCAAAGACCAGCAAUUAGCCCGGCAACUUGGGGUACCAAAGAUUUCAGACUUGUUUCUUGUGCUGUAGUUGGUAAUUGGAUUACUACAGAUUUCUGUAGUUGGGUUCUGCAAGCUGGCUUCCUCCUGUCUCCAUGGAAGAAUUGCACCCUUUGUCCCUCUAAUCUGUCAGCAUUCAAUGAGGUUUAGAACAACUUGGCCCUAGUCCUUCUAAGAGCAGAUGAUGGAUCUGAAUUGCUUGGCCCAAGUACAAAGCUUUGCUCCUGUGAUAUACUGUAUUUGUGCCAUGUUCCGGGUUAUAGUUAUCACAAAUCUAAAGCCAAGUAUUACUGUCUUACGCAUUUAGCGCACAAAAAUAGCACCCCAGCAUCCGAUAACGGACAGGACCUGUAGCUACUCCCAUAUCCGGAUGUGGUUCAUUGGGUCGACAACUAUUGGUCAACAGCGACUAGGUCGACACAGCCAUCAGGUCGACAUGGAUAAAGUUUUUUAAUAUAUUUUUUGUGUCAUUUUCUUUGUAAAUGACCGAGAACCCCAAUUAGUGCACCGAGUCCCAUCGCGUGGCUCACUUCGCUCGCCAUGCUUCGGGCGGCGGUCAGGUGGCCGACGCCGGUAUCUUAACAGCUGGAAUACCGGUGGCGAGCGCUGUGGUCGCCAUGUUUCGGGCCCAGUGGAGACCUUUGGUAGCCACAGGGUUAUAUUUUUCCGCCUCGUGUGGUGGAGUGGACCACCACCCGAGUGUGUAUUCUGGGCGGUGGUCGGUAUUGCAACCGCCGUUGUUUCACCAGGUUUCAGGAUUCCCGAGUCGGAAUUCUGACCGCCGGGACCCUGGUAGCUGGCAACUUGAAUGCCUUCCAGCCCACAUUGCAACUGAUAGGGUUGUUGGCCGCAGUCACAUUAAUGUACGUAGACUUUCCAUACCAAAGUACUUUCUACAAGCUGUACCAACGCUAGAAGACCCAGGGCCUGAUGCAGUACAUGUCCUGCGCUGUCGGAGGCACUGCGGCUGCAGACGGCAAGAGAUUGACAGUCGGCAGCCAUUUGGGGAUGGAGAUGGAAGCUGUUUCCCAAAACGCAGACACGUCUCCUCUGUUUUAUUGAAGUGCCGAGACUAGGAUCUCCGUCGGAAGCCUGCGAUCUCCUGGUCUCUUGGUGGGAGCUGCGGCGGCCAGCUUGUGUGACCCCAAGGAUCACUCAGCACAGGAUCACACAUGCAUGCAGGAGGCAGACGCAGCGGCGCCCUCUCCAUCCACAUCUGAAACAGGCCCUUUGUGCAUAAACAACCUUUCAAAUGUUAGUGCAUGGAACGAAUACUGGCAGCCGAGCUGUUCUCCCUUGCCUGUCAAAGCAAGAAACCAGAGGAGUUGGUUUCUUGUGACCGGUGGUUGGGAGACCGCUGGUCACCAUACCGACGCCGGGAUCCUGGCUGUCAGAUGGCCUGCGAGAGGGACAAGCACAACGAAGCCCCUGGCAGGCUCGCUGCGCUCACAACGGUAUGGAUCACGUGGCUGUUGUUGAACUACAAGUCUCUGCAUGCCCUGCCUGGGGAGCUUUCAGAAACCACUGUAUGGUGACAGGUUUGUAGAGCGUGGAAUCUAGACACAUCCCCACAAGUUCAUAAACCGGGUAAGCUUUGCAUUGCCGGCGCUUAGCAAUGUGUGCCAAGUAAUAUGACUUCAGCCAGGAUCUUGUAAUGAAUAGAGGGGUAUGGGUCGUUGGGUCGACUCAAGUUAGGUCAACCAUUGAAGGUCGACAUGGGCAUUAGGUCGACAUGCACUAGGUCGACUGGUGAAAAGGUCAACAUGAGUUUUUAGAUUUUUUUUGGUGGUGUUUUCUUCGUAAAGUGAUGGGGAACCCCAGUUAGUGCACCGUGUCCGCUCGACAUGCUUCGGGCAAGGUGCCUCGCUCCGCUACGCUCGGCAUAGGUUACCGUUCCCAAUCGUAGUCCACGUGGAUCGUCAAGAAGGAAAAAUCCAAAAAAUGAAAAGGAAAAAAAAGUGAAAAACUCAUCUCGACCUUUUGACCUAUUGGCCAUGUCGACCUUAUUACCUUCGACCUCAGCUGUGUCGACCUAACGAUCGUAUCCAGAUUAGAGAAUAUUAAAGACCAGUCCUAGCUUUUGGAUGGUAAUAAAAGUGGAUGAUGACGGGAUAACCGCACACUUCCCUAUCAUAUAUGUAAGAAUGUGGUCUAUCAGUUCAUUAGGAGAUAGUGACAUCACUCAAGCGGGAAGUUUACCCACAGUGAUGUCACAAAGUCCUAGUGCACUUUUGAACUGCAUUUCCCCUAAAUAUUGGUUCAGACCUCAGAAUAGGGUGUGUGUGUGUGUUGGUGUGUGCGUGUUUGUGUGAGGAGCGUUUAUAAAUAUUUGGCAACGUAUCGCACUAGUUGACAUAUGAAACAGAUAAUGAUGGAAGUUUGGGGGGGAGGGGGGGGGUGUAGUUGUUUUAUUUGAAUAUUUUCUUCCUGUUUUCUUUUCUGCGCUUGGAUGUCCAAUCCCUGCAGCGUUUCAAAAGCCAUACUGAAUAUUACAGCACAUUAAUGCACAUUUUUAUAUGACUCGAUGUUGUGUAUGAAUCACUGUUCUAGAUUUACCUGUGUUAAGUUUUUCUUGUACUAAUAAAGUUCGACAUUGGACACCUGA
Pseudophryne corroboree (corroboree frog) is the source of this 3968-nucleotide messenger RNA. RefSeq lists its product as uncharacterized. The record is from RefSeq and is a predicted model, not a curated record. Lineage: Eukaryota; Metazoa; Chordata; Amphibia; Anura; Myobatrachidae. The coding region runs from base 104 to 1036 and encodes 310 amino acids. Gene Ontology annotation, cellular component: plasma membrane; cell-cell junction. The transcript has 8 exons. Gene Ontology annotation, biological process: cell-cell adhesion. Gene Ontology annotation, molecular function: cell adhesion molecule binding.